Molecule: messenger RNA, 1027 nt
Organism: Saccostrea cuccullata (small rock oyster)
Lineage: Eukaryota; Metazoa; Mollusca; Bivalvia; Ostreida; Ostreidae
Product: keratin-associated protein 5-9-like
Exons: 1
Coding region: 1-651 (216 amino acids)
Source: RefSeq, a predicted model, not a curated record
AUGUGUGACCUUGACCUUGGAGGCUGCGAUUUUGGGGGAUGUGACUGUAGCGGUUGUGAUUGCGGGGGCGCGGAUUGCCAGGGCUGUGAUUGUUGUAAAUUGGAAUGUGACUGCGGCUGUUGCGAGUGUAAGACAGAGGAAUGUCUUGGCUGCAACGACUGUUUAUGCCCUUGUUGUGGUGUGUGCGUUUGUGAUGAUCACUACUGCGGUAAAUGGAUAGAGCGGUGGGAUGGAACGUGCUGUGAGGGGAUGUGUUCUGGCUGCGGACUUUGUGUGAGAGACUGUUGCUUUGACUGUCGAAAUAUCUGGUGUAAAGCGCCGGACUGUGAAAUAGAGGAUUAUGGUGAGUGCGGCUGUUCUCCGAAGCACUGUAACCUUCGUGAGUGUGAAUGCUGCCGUGAGCCCUGUGGAUACUGGAUUCUGUGUCACUGUUGUGAGUGCGACCCCUGGUGUACGUGGCCGUCGACUGAAUACAAUGGCUGCGACUGUAAAUGUUGUACUCACUGCUCUAACAGACGGACAUGUCGCUGUUGUAGUAAGAAUAACAGGUGCGAGAGCGAGAUCUCAGUUCAACCCAAACCAGGAAAUGUAGUAACCCAGCAACCUACAGCUCACACCGAUACAGAGGCCAUAACAACGCAACCUACAUAACUAGUAACCCAGCAACCUACAGCUCACAUCGAUACAGAGGCCAUAACAACGCAACCUACAUAACUAGUAACCCAGCAACCUACAGAUCACACCGAUACAGAGGUCAUAACAACGCAACCUACAUAACUAGUAACCCAGCAACCUACAGCUCACACCGAUACAGAGGCCAUAACAACGCAACCUACAUAACUAAUAACCCAGCAACCUACAGCUCACACCGAUACAGAGGCCAUAACAACGCAACCUACAUAACUAGUAACCCAGCAACCUACAGCUCACACCGAUACAGAGGCCAUAACAACGCAACCUACAUAACCAGUAACCCAGCAACCUACAGCUCACACCGAUAGAGGUCAUAACAACGCAACCUACAUAA